ACGUAGUUUUUCGGUUUUCCUGCUUGUUAGUUGUUUGUUUAUCGAUAGAAUUUGUCUAUAUAGUUCUUUAAACUCAUAUUGUUUAAAUAUAUUAUUAUAAUCUAACGACAAUCAUCAAGUGUACAUAAAAUGAAUAGUCGUACAAGGAAAAUGUUGAAUAUGGCCACAGAGCACCGAGUUCCAACUAAAAGUAGUGCAGACUAUGCAUAUGCAAAUCAUAAAGUUAUGGUAUUAGACCAAUAUUGUCUACAAAAUUUACCUCAAAACAACUCUAUAAUUGACCAAAUUAAUAUAUUAAAUGAAGUAGUACUACAACAGGAGAAGCAAAAUAUAUUAUUUGAAGUAGAACAAAAGAAGCAAAAUGAUGUAUUAUUACCUGCUUCAUAUUCCAUAAGAAAUGAGAAUAGUGUCAUCUGUCUUGAUAAUUCAUAUAGUUCUGGAAGUGACAAAUAUGAGUAUCAAAACUUAUCUCAAAAUAACUAUGUAGUUGACCAAAAUAUAUCGUAUGAUUUAGAACUGGAGAAUCAAAAUAUAUUAUUUGAAGUAGAACAAGAGAACCAAAAUGAUGUAUUAUUACAUGCUUCAUAUUCCAAAAGAAAUAAAAAUAGUGCCAUCGAUGAUGAUAAUUCAUAUUUUUCUGGAAGUGACAAAUAUGAGAAUCAAAAUUUACCUCAAAAUAACUAUGUAGUUAACCAAAAUAUAUCAUUUGAAGUAGAAGUGGAGAAUCAAAAUAUAUUGUUUGAAGUAGAACAGGAGAACCAAAAUGAUAAUAGUGCCAUCAAUGAUGAUAAUUCAUAUAUUUCUGGGAGUGACGAAUAUGAAAUUCAAUUCGGUAAUAACAAUAGAAAUGAGUAUAACAAUUUAACACAGAAUAGUAUCAUUGAUCACAUUUCUGAAAGUGAGGAUGAGGAUAAGUUGGGUAGUAGCAAUGAAAAUGAGCACAACGAUUUGACAAAAAAAGGGACAAAAAGGAAACGCAAUAAACAUGUGACCAGUGUCAGAGAACGAAAUCAAAUUAAAUUUCAGAAAAAAGUUGAGAAACACAAUUUGAAACCCCCCUGUAUUUCAUGUAAAAAAAAUUGUAUUACACUGAUACCUGAAAUGUUAAGACUUGAAAUUAAUAAACAGUUUUGGAGUGUGUCCAAAGAUGAACAAAGGAUGUAUGUAAUUAAUUCAGUUGAACGAAGAGAUGUUAAACGUAGAAGAGGACAUGAUGAAAUAAGAAAAAAAUGGUCUUUUUAUUAUACCCUUACAAAUUUGGAUGGCAUUAAAGUAUAUGUCUGUAAAUUAUUUUACCUUGCAACAUUGGGAUUUUCAUCAAAAAAUGAUUAUUUUAUUCAAAAUAUAUGCUCAAAUAUGACUGAAAAAAGUGCAAUUGUGUCUCCUUUAAAUAAAAUAACUAGAACUGCAUGGAACAAAUGUGAUUUAGAACCAAUAAAGGAACACAUUAACUCAUUCAACCCAACAGUGGCUCAUUAUAGGAGGGAACAUGCUCCUAAUAGGAAAUACUUGCCAAAUGAAAUCAAUGCCAUCUACAUGUAUUCUGAUUUUAAAGAAAAAAAUCCUGCUAUUAAAUUUUCAUACGAUGUCUAUAGAAGAACAUUAAGGGAAAUGAAUAUAUCUUUUACCAAACUAGGCCACGAGGAGUGUGAACUUUGUGAAUUAUUUGAUCAACAUGAUUCAACACACACAAAACAAACAUUAAAUGAACAGUAUAAUAUUUGUGAUGUUUGCAAAAAUUACACUUUGCACUUGGAAAAAUAUAUAAAUGCUCGGGCGAAGUAUGAGAGCCAUGCCGUUCAAAAAAAGAAAGAUGAUGAAAUCUAUGUAUCGGCUGACUUACAAAAAGUUAUUAUGUUACCUAGAAUGGAAAACUUUAAGGCAGCUAUUUUUACCAAAAGGGUCAUUGCUUUCAAUGAAAGUUUUGUACCGAUUGGCCCCAAAGGAUAUAUUAAGCCAUUAGCAAUAAUAUGGCACGAGGAUAUACAAGGAAGGAAACAAGAAGAUUUAACAAGUUGUUUCCAUGCAUUUUUUUUACAUUUCAAAGACAUGAAAAAAAUAACAAUUUGGCUGGAUAACUGUUCAGCUCAAAACAAAAAUUGGUGCUUUCUUACAUUCUUAGUUCAAAUAAUUAAUUCUCAAGAUAUCCAGGCUCUAGAAAUUAGUUUAUUUUAUUUCCAGCCCGGGCAUAGUUUUAUGUCUGCCGAUCAUUUUCAUCACCAGGUUGAGUUGGCUAUGAAAAAAAUGGGAAAAAUAUAUGAUUAUUCUGAUUUUGAACAAUGUAUCAAAUCAGCUAACAAAGGUUUUGUUGAUACCAAAGUUAUGAGAGUAGAAGAAUUUUUUGAUUUCAAAUCAGAAUGUUCAGUAUAUAAAUUAAACAAGAAAUUAGUUAGGCCUAUGUUAAAUGACAUAGUUCAUAUUAAAGCCGAAAGAGGAUUGGAUUACUUAAUGUAUUCCACUACCUAUGACGAUUAUUCACCACUUCAGCAACUUGAUUUUCUUAAGCAAUCCACCUUAAAAAAAGGCAUUGAACAACCACUACAGAAAGUAAGCCCAAGAGGAAUCCAUCCUUCAAAAAAACAAAGUAUUAUCCAAGUUCUAUUACCUUUAAUGCCACAAAAUCGGAGGAAGUUUUGGUUGGAUUUUCCUACUUCAGAAACAGCAAAUGACCUAUAUGAAGAAGGAGACUGAUUUAUAUUUAUUUCAAGAUUUAUUUAUUUUUGUUAAGUUUUAUAUACUGACAUAUAAGUGUUGAUUUAAUAUAAGAUUGUUAUUUUUAAAAAUUUUAAGUCCCUAUAUAUUU
This is a messenger RNA of Acyrthosiphon pisum (pea aphid), 2803 nucleotides long. RefSeq lists its product as uncharacterized. The transcript is spliced from 6 exons. Lineage: Eukaryota; Metazoa; Arthropoda; Insecta; Hemiptera; Aphididae. The coding region runs from base 130 to 2691 and encodes 853 amino acids. The record is from RefSeq and is a predicted model, not a curated record.